Trichoplax adhaerens is the source of this 1251-nucleotide messenger RNA. RefSeq lists its product as uncharacterized. NCBI's taxonomy places the organism in Eukaryota, Metazoa, Placozoa, Uniplacotomia, Trichoplacea, Trichoplacidae. The transcript is spliced from 15 exons. Gene Ontology annotation, molecular function: ATP binding. Gene Ontology annotation, biological process: chaperone-mediated protein complex assembly. Bases 1 to 1251 code for a protein of 416 amino acids. The record is from RefSeq and is a predicted model, not a curated record.
AUGGACGUCUUAAUUGAUGUCAUGUCAACCAAUGUUGUCGCUACCAAUCAUGGAAGUACCAUUAUCAAUUCAUUGCAGAUAUCACACCCGGUAGGACAAUUAAUUACCAACUCGGUUAAGAAAUUUUACGAUAAAACAGGUGAUGGCUCAACCUCAUUUGUAUUGAUAAUGGCAUCGAUGAUGAGACAGGCGACUUGUCUAACUGACUUCAAUAAAAACUCUGUCAUUGAGUCCCUUAAUGGCAUUAUUACCACAGCUAUGAAUGGAAAGUUUGGAUCCUUAGCUGUAGAAAAACUGACGAAAAUUACCGUCGAGUUAAUUCUGCGACAUGCAUGUAAUUUAUCUACUUGUGAAGCUUUAAAUAAGUUUACUUGCAUAGCAUUUAAAUUAGACCAAAGUAUAAGACAAGGAGAACAUACAUCUCUUAGCUUCAGUAGAUCUUCACAAGUAGAUGGUGCUGUUGAAUAUCAGCAGAGCCGAAUUAAGCGGUUUCUUAGCAAACUGCAAGAUGAAAAUGUCAAAUUAAUUAUUAGUACAGAGAGUGUAACUGAUGUUGCUGUAUAUCUUUGCAAUCGAGCUGGAAUUAUUAUCUUAGCAAAUGUAGCUGAGGAAGAAGCCAAUCGAAUAGGAUAUUACUGUAACCUUGGCAUCAUUUAUGAAGUCGACAUGGAGGAAACGCUAAUAUCGAAAUUCACUGGUAUUACCUCUUGCCAAUUUAUUACCAAGAGCACGCAACGGUAUAUUCAAUUUAUUCCACAACUUGCGGAAUCAAACAGGAUGUAUCAUCUUUUGCUUUGCGGACUAGCCAAAGAACUAUGCCAUCAGUAUCGAGCUGCAAUCCAUAAUAGUCUAAAAUGUGUACUGAUGUGGCUAGAUCCACCGUAUUGCUUGCGCACGUACCAACCAUGUACCGUACCUGGUGGAGGUGCUACAGAAUUUGCUCUCGCUAGAGCUCUGAAGGUGUUGCCGUCUAACGAUAGCAAUGAUCCAGUUUAUCGAAGUGCUUGUCAAAUUCUUAGCGAGGAAAUAGAUUCCGAAUCAAGUGCACUAGGCAGUCAUAAUUGGAAAGGUAUUAAUCCAUAUACAGGCCAUUUUGGCAGUAGCCACAAUGUUAUUGAACCAAUGUAUAUUAGAUACUACAGUGUCCGACAAUGCUUACAAGUUAUCACUCAGAUUCUAAAAAUAGAUAAAGUGAUUUCUGCCAUAGGCUGCGGAAAUGGACGAAAUAAGGCAGACGAACAAGAUAAUUAA